Messenger RNA from Apis mellifera (honey bee), 2319 nucleotides. RefSeq names its product GABA-gated ion channel (gene Grd). Gene Ontology annotation, biological process: nervous system process; monoatomic ion transmembrane transport; signal transduction. The record is from RefSeq and is a predicted model, not a curated record. Bases 370 to 1989 code for a protein of 539 amino acids. Gene Ontology annotation, molecular function: GABA-A receptor activity; neurotransmitter receptor activity; extracellular ligand-gated monoatomic ion channel activity. Lineage: Eukaryota; Metazoa; Arthropoda; Insecta; Hymenoptera; Apidae. The transcript has 9 exons. Gene Ontology annotation, cellular component: synapse; neuron projection; membrane.
GCAUCCGUUCUCAUCGUGACCUGAAAAGUCAUAGACAGAGAGAGAGAGACAUUAAAAUCUCGCUUUAUUUCGGUUUAAAAACGAUCCGCAAUUUUCGUUUCCCCACCCAUUGUACAAAUUCCCUCGGUCCAAUUUCCACACACUCGUAUGUACACUUCGCCAUACGUAACAUACGAAACAUAAACGAAACAGCUGUCGAAUCGGAGGGAACAAUGAGUGAAAAGAAUAUUUUUUAAAGUGUUAUCCGUUUGUUUUCUUUUCUCAAGUGGUGGACAAGGAAAAUAGAAAGGGAGAGGGUUGGACUUAAUUUAGAGAGGAUUCUUGAAGUUUAUUAGGUUGGAGAAUCGGCAGAGAGAAUGUUUGAAUUGGAUGUAUUUGUGUUUCUCUCAAUUCUUUUUGUUUUUCGAAGAAUUCUCUUUUUUUUUUCUUUUUGAGAAAACGGAUAAUUUUCUUUUUUUCGACAAAACGAAUAGAGCGGCGACAGGGGCGAAAACAUCCACGAGGCAGAGGACACAGAGCAAUAAUCAUAGCAACAUAAGCGAGCUUUUGGACAAUUUGCUUCGCGGUUACGACAACAGCGUGAGACCAGACUUCGGUGGUCCACCGGCCACGGUUGAGGUCGACAUCAUGGUGCGCAGUAUGGGUCCGAUUUCCGAAGUCGAUAUGACUUAUUCAAUGGAUUGUUACUUCCGGCAAUCGUGGGUGGAUCGACGUUUGGCUUUUCAAGGCGGUAAAGAAACUCUGGCGCUUAGUAUAUCGAUGCUGGCGAGGAUCUGGAAGCCGGAUACAUACUUUUACAACGGGAAGCACAGUUAUUUACACACUAUAACCAGUCCCAAUAAAUUCGUCAGACUUUAUCAAGAUGGUAGAGUGCUCUACAGUUCAAGACUCACGAUCAAGGCAGGAUGUCCAAUGAAUCUUGAAAAUUUUCCAAUGGAUACACAAAGAUGUCCACUACAAUUUGGUAGCUCAGAGAGAGAAAGAGAAAAAGAGAGCGAUUUAAAUCACAAAUACAUCUCUGGGGAGAAGUUUUCAUUGAAUAAGAAAGUCGGUUACACGAAGCGGGACGUGAUCUACAAGUGGAACAGCGCUCGACAAGUAGCAAUCGCCGAGGACAUGAAAUUAUCCCAAUUCGAUUUAGUUGCCAAUCCGACUGCAAAUUAUUCUGCAUCGACGACCCUUUCACACGCGGAAUAUUCGAUGUUGCUGGUAUAUUUUCAUCUGCAGAGGCAUAUGGGUAAUUUUCUUAUACAAGUAUAUGGACCUUGUGUUUUGCUAGUCGUCCUGUCUUGGGUUUCCUUCUGGUUAAAUCGAGAAGCUACUGCAGAUCGUGUAUCAUUAGGAAUAACAACUGUGUUAACGAUGACAUUUUUGGGAUUAGAGGCGCGAACCGAUCUGCCAAAAGUUCCUUACCCCACUGCCUUGGAUUUCUUCGUUUUCCUCUCGUUCGCCUUCAUUUUCGCCACCAUUAUACAAUUCGCAGUGGUCCAUUAUUUCACCAAGUACGGUUCUGGCGAGUGUUAUUUCAGUUCGGAUCUGAGCGAAAGUGAAACUUCCAGCGAUGAAGAGGAAGCGGAUACGCGGCCAUUGAAGAAAGAACCAAUUACCCAAUCGAACAAAAGAACUGCCGGAAACUUAGCAACUCGUGAACAUCCAAGUCGUAAUUUCACAAUGAGUGAAGACGGUAUGAUCGAGGUAAUACCGUUAUCAGCAAUUCCAGAACCGAGCAAAAAUCCUGCAAUGGGUCACUGGCAAAUGUCCUGCGUGGCCUGUAGUCCACCUCCUCGUCAAACUCCUCCAAGCAGAAAGGAAUCGGGUCGAAGACGACGCAGGAGGACUCCUAGAUACAAUUCUGUAUCAAAAAUCGAUCGAGCCAGCCGCAUCGUGUUCCCUCUAUUCUUCCUAGCGAUCAACGUAUUUUAUUGGUUUGCAUACUUGUCAAGAAGCGAGCGUAUCAAUUAUUACAACGUGAAUUCAAAUGGCACGUGAGACUGGUCGUUAAACGAAAUAUUGAAGAGAAAACACAUGUACGAACAUUCUCCGUGGAGUUACUUAUGAGGAAAUAAUGUUCGACCAAUCUAGAAAUAUUAUUUUGAGAGAUUAUUUGUGUAAUAAGAUUUACUUUUUCUUCGCGAAGUAGUCGAAUCACUUAACAAACAAAGAUAAUGAGAGCUUUGAACGAUUGAAUAAAUAUUGAAUAUUAUCGUUAUCAUUCAUAAAUUUAAUCGUAUUAAAUAAGAAGUGAAAAGAGAAUUGGAACUGUAAAUACUUUAAUAAAUCUAACGAGACAAAUAAAAAAAAAACCGAAGGAAAUAUUUG